Molecule: messenger RNA, 6372 nt
Organism: Perca flavescens (yellow perch)
Lineage: Eukaryota; Metazoa; Chordata; Actinopteri; Perciformes; Percidae
Gene: npas2
Product: neuronal PAS domain protein 2
Exons: 22
Coding region: 568-3216 (882 amino acids)
Biological process (GO): regulation of transcription by RNA polymerase II; circadian regulation of gene expression
Cellular component (GO): CLOCK-BMAL transcription complex; nucleus; cytoplasm
Molecular function (GO): RNA polymerase II cis-regulatory region sequence-specific DNA binding; protein dimerization activity; DNA-binding transcription factor activity, RNA polymerase II-specific
Source: RefSeq, a predicted model, not a curated record
CUCCUGGUCACUAGAUUUCUUUCGGUUGUGUUGCUUAUGCCGCCGUCGUUAGCCGAGUAUUGAGCUACCAGCUGACCUACUUUCUCUGGUCCUGUUUACAAGCCACUGCCAGCGGAGGAUGUGGAGUACAGUGCCUGGGAAAAUAGACGAGCACAGCCCGCAACUAGCAAACACCAUACAUGGGAAAUUUGCUCGCGUGUUGAUAUAUUAGGACAGCCAAAGCAACAGACGGCGAUUAAUAACAGCACGUUAUUAACUUAGGCGCUGUUAUGCAAUUUAACGCUUUCAGCGCUGUCUCCUGGUCAGUCAGGCGCUGGUAGUUGCGCUCAAGCUCGCUAUGCUUUAGUUCAAAAAAAAAAAAAAAAAAAAAAUGACGACAUGGAUUAAAGUUAUGUGUGGAUUUUUAUAUAGGCUGGAGACCCGUUUUCAAGGAUUUGGUGUUUCUUUGGUGGACUCGAGGAGGUGGUGGGCAACUGGUCCGUGGUAGUUUUCUUUCCAAAAGAGUGUUCAGUCGAGGUCAGCACGGAUGGGACUUCAGGAAAGGCCUGGUUGGGAAAAGGAGUGAGUAUGGACAACCUUUCCGACUUUGGGGGCACCUGUCCAUCCACCUGCAGGGAAUGGGACACCAACAGCUGCGUGGACGAUUUAAUGGACGAAGAUGAGAAAGACAGGGCAAAAAGGGCAUCUCGUAACAAAUCGGAAAAGAAAAGAAGAGACCAAUUCAAUGUGCUCAUCAAGGAGCUAUGCACCAUGCUGCAGAGUCGAGGCCAUCCGCGCAAGAUGGACAAGUCCACCAUACUGCAGAGAACUAUUGACUUUCUGCAGAAACAGAAAGACAUCACUGCACAGAACGAAACUUGUGAUGUAAGGCAGGACUGGAAGCCUUCGUUCCUCAGUAAUGAGGAGUUUACUCAGCUAAUGCUGGAGGCUCUAGAUGGUUUCUUGGUUGCAUUAACUACAGAUGGCAACAUCAUAUACGUAUCUGACAGUGUGUCUUCACUCAUUGGCCAUUUACCGUCAGAUAUGGUGGACCAAAAUAUCUUAAAUUUCCUCCCGGAGCGGGAACACGGGGAGGUGUAUAAGCUGCUAUCAUCCCACAUGCUGAUGACUGACCCCAUUGCUGCUGACUUCCUUGACAGUGAUGCACAUAUUGAAUUUUGCUGUCAUCUAGCCAGAGGUAACAUUGACCCAAAGGAGCUGCCUGUAUACGAGUACGUCAAGUUUGUUGGAGAUUUCAAGUUUCAUAACAGUGUGCCUAUAUCUUGUAACGGGUUGGAUCUGACGUUACCAAGAAGCCUGCAGUCAUCGCUGGAGGAGCAGGUCUGCCUCAUUGCUACUGUACGAUUAGUCACUCCACAGUUUCUAAAGGAUUUGUGUAAUGUGGAAGAUCCUUGUGAUGAAUUCACAUCCAGACACAGCCUUGAGUGGAAGUUCCUGUUUUUAGAUCAAAGGGCUUCACCAAUCAUAGGAUAUUUACCCUUUGAGGUUCUUGGAACCUCUGGCUAUGAUUACUAUCAUGUGGACGACUUGGAGCUUAUAGCUCAGUGUCAUAAGCAGCUAAUGCAGUUUGGAAAGGGUAAAUCCUGCUACUAUCGCUUCCUGACCAAAGGUCAGCAGUGGAUUUGGUUGCAGACUCACUACUACAUCACGUACCACCAGUGGAACUCCAAACCGGAGUUCAUUGUCUGUACUCACACUGUUGUCAGUUACGCUGAAGUGCGAGCUGAAAGGAGGAGAGAGUUUAGCUUUGAAGAACUGUCUCCACCUGAGAUAGCUCCCUCCUCAGUGAAGGCUCAGGAGUUGUACUUGGACAUCUGCUCCACACUGGAUCCUCCGCGGGACAGAGACAGCGGUGCACGUUCGGUAUCCUCCCACAGCUCGCGCAAGUCCUCCCACACAGCGAUGUCAGACUCUGCAUCAGCUAACUCCUACACAGAGGCCUGCACACCAUCAUGGCAGUCUGCUUCCAUUGGGACAGAGAAGACAUCUGCCAGACUCCAACCUAGAAGUUCAAAGAAUUUGGCACAAAGACAAAAUUCCUUUGACCUCGUUCCCCAACUGAGCCUCCCCCUUUCUCCUACCUGCAGCAAGCACUCCGCAAUGCAACAGCAAACACAGCAGCCGCAGCAGCCGCCGUCGUCGCCCAUGUAUCCGCUGCAGCAGCCGCAGCUCUGUGUAAUGAGCCAGCUGAAGGAACAGCUGGAGGAGAGGACGCGCAUUCUGCAAGCUGACAUUAAGACGCAGCAGCAGGAGCUGCACGACAUCAAGGAGAAGCUUCAACUCGCUAAUUUCCAGAUGUUGUUACAGCAGCCUGUCCACAAUGACUUUGGCCAGGCCCAGCAGCAGCAGCAGCAGCAGCAGCAGCAGCAGCAGCAGCAGCAGCAGGGCUCGGGCAGGCCGGCCCCGCAGAGCCAGUCAGGGGUGAUCAGGCAGCUCUCAGGCCAGCCUAAACCACCGUCCUGCGGGGCCCACAGUUCAUCCCCUCACUCACUCCUGACAGAGAACAGCUCACCCUCGACGCAGGUCCAGCAGAGAAUUGCACGGAGCGGGCAGGCACAGUCGGUGAGCGUGCCCAUGCAGACGAACACGAGUGUGACGAUGCCCUUCUACAGCAACCCCAUGAUGUUCUCUCAGAACAACACGAGGUCUCUGCAGGAUGCAAACCAAAGACAGACAGACAGCGAGUUCAACCAAGAGGGACAACUACGCAUGCUCCUCAACCAGCCAAUGCAGACGCUGGUUCCCACUAGCAGUGUCACCACGCAGCCUUCCCAGUGCAACAUGGGCAUCUCCCAAACCAUAUACACCUUGGAGCAGCAAAUCAUCGGCCCUUCAUUCUCCAUGCAACAGGUCAACUGCAAUGCCGUCCUGGUGCCCUCCUUCACGUCUCCCAUUAUGAUCCCACACAACAGUUUCAUCACAAACCAGUCCCAGUCAGCCUACCACACUCAGCCUCAGGCUUCUCAGCACUCUCUGCAGCUACAGCAGCCCCAGCAGUUCUUUCAGAUGGCUCAAGGACUUGUGCACGGUGGAUCUACUCCAGCAUUCUUACACACCACUAAUGUCCCACAGCAAAGCACUGUGGGAUACAUUCAGCAGCAAACGCAGCAACUGCCGCAAGCGCAACAGCAACAGCAACAGCAACAAAGGCAAUACCAGCAUUCCCAAAACCAGACUGGCAGUGUUUCAGACUUUCGAAAUAUGCUGACUCGGUAGCGCUGUGGACUGCGUUAGAGCGCCGAGAUCUCCCUCUGUGCUGUCGCUGUGUAGGCGGCGGCACGUUGUGGCAUUCGGAAGUCAAACGUGACGUUGAGUUCUGCUGCGGAAAUGCCUGAAAGUGGAAAAUUGCUUGUAGUGACCCAACUGUUGAUGUGAAGCAAGCACGUUCAGAAGAAGCCGGCCUGUACAUCACCGGAGUGAAAACUAAGAACAGAGGCCGCAGUGACCCGACGUCACCUGCAGGAUCCGAGGAGGGUCGGAGGUGCUGGGCAGCGGGGCCUCGUCGCCAGCCCACAUCACGCUCAGGCAACUGUCAAACUGCAACAAAUGGAUUAUCAAAGCUAUCAGGAAGACACCACAUGUUUACAUGUGGAAGUAUUUCAUCUAAGAGAGUUUCCCUCUUAAGUGUCUGUUUGCACUUUGGUACCUGCCCCUACCCAAAAGUAAAAUAUUUAUUUUUGCCUAUAAAUGAAUGUUCUAUUUUUCUCACUAAUAAUGGCUUACAGCUUGACACCCCUCUCCCCAGUGACAUACAAUCAUCACACACAAUCAGAUUUUCAGCUCCAAUAGUAAAUGGUUCAUCUCAUGAAGAGAUUUUUGUACGUGGGAAGUGUAUUUCAGUUGGUAGACAUCAGAAGUCGCUCCCAUUUUUGUCCCCAGAACAACGAUUUACUUGGUUGUGAGAUUGUUCAAGGCAAGGCUUUACUGGGAAACAUGCAGCGGUAGGGUAACCGUCAUAUCUAAAGUCAGGUUGGGUAACAAUUUAGAUUGGAACACGCUACGCUGGGAUGCUGGGGGUGAAUAUUCUCCAAAUACUAGAAAGGUCCAUCUAGAUUUUUAAAGCCUCAAUCUGGGACUGAAGAAGCUCUGAAGUCCUGAUUUUCGGUUGAUUUGGACGAGCUAUGCAGUACGAGUCCUUAAACGAGCUACCGGGGGUGGGUGGCGGGGAGGAAUGUGUGCCUUUCACCAUGGUGCGUCCAAGGUGCGGUUUGAUGGUUGUGUCUGAUUACGGCUUUAAAAAUCCAGCUCAGGUCCAUUUGGAUUACAAAGUGAUAUUUUCAUAGGUCAUAAUUCAUUAUUUUUAGCAUCAGAUUCAAACAAAGACGUCUAGAUUUUUAAAGGAUGUUUUACAAAUGUAUGAUUGCUUUUGGCAACCUUUACAUCAGUAAGUCCAACCUCUUUUUGAACGCUUUCUAUAAUGAUAGUAGCCAAUAAGAUUUAACUAUUUACUAAAACCCUAAAUCACUUCAUGUUAAUUUACUACAUACUAUAUAUAUAUAUAUAUAUUUGAAAAGAAUAUAUUGGAUUAAGAAACUAGUUUUAUACACAAAGGUUGUAACUGAUUUUUUUUUGUUUAUGUUCAGACAUUGAAAGGUCAAGGCUGGUCAUAAUGUCUUACCCCACCUGGGUUAAUGCAAAGACCAGUCCACUGACGUGCAUGUGGCUCAUAGCAGUUUUCCAUACCACAAUACAACAAAGUGAUUUAAAUAACUUUGGAAAACUGAGAAAUGAUUUGGGUGCUUUUGACUGCUACCUGGAUAUUUGUGAAAAAUAUUGCCCUGUUUAUUCUGCAUUCCUGUUUAUUCUGGGCAUUCGUUUCAUUUGGUUUCGACCACCAGUCACUAAAUGUACACUCUAAUGACCAAAUGAGCUCAUUUUUUGCUUCCUACUAUGAAUGUGAUCUCAUCCAAAAACCAAAAAAACUGCCAGCAGAUAUAAUUUCCCCUGAAAAUAUAGAAACCUCCGAUGUGUUAUUGUGUAGAAUAUCAUACAACAGAAAACAAAAACACUGCAUUUGACAUUAUUUCAAAGUCGAUUCUUCAUACGUCUGAAAGUUGCUUGCAGUCAGUCCUGUCAGUAUUUUCAAGAUUUUAUACUGUGCUUUUUGUAUGACAAUCUCUCGAGUCCAUCACACUUUGAGAGACUCUUUGGUAAAGGAAAUCUUGCUGCGAUAUGCGUAACUGCACUCCUAUCUCAGACAGUCACUUUGAAUAUAAAAGGUAAGCAGACCUUAACAUAUUUUUCAAGAUGUAAUGCUUUUUUCUGCGUUCUUCGACAACAGCGUUGUCAGAUUGCAUCGCUGUGACAACGGUUAGAUAACAGUUGUAACAGAAAGAGGUUUGGAGUGUACUGGUGAAAACCGAUUGGCAGUCGAACGACAUCCAGGAAGAAACCACACUAAAGAACGUGCAUGCAUCUCUCUUUGGUUUAUGACAAUCAGACACGCUUGUCACCGUAUACGGAAACAGAAACUGACUUCAUCAUUUAAUGUGUUCCUGGAUUACAUAUUUGUUUUCAGCUCAGCAGGAAAAACAAGUUUCUGGUGACUCAGUGUUUCCUGAAAGUCUCACCCUGGAACCUGUACUCCACUUUAUAAUAAGCAGUCUUUUAUGCUCAAUAUGACAGUUGGGUCUCAGCUCACAUUGAAGUUAGCGGUGUCAUAGUCCCUUUCAAAAUUGGUGCUGUUCAUAGCGGACGACAGGACUCAACUGUCAAGAUCAAGAUCACUUUUAACAUGUACAUUCAGUGCCGAUUUACACUUUCCUAUGUGCAAUGUCAAUUUAAAAAAAAAAAAAGAAUGUUAAUUUAUACUGUUUUAAAUGUUUCACAACAGAUGUGCAAUGUAUAUAAAGGUGUAUAAUAAGCCAUUGUACCAUGUAAAUUAUAUGGAAGUAUUUUUUUAAAGAAAAUGUCCAAACAUUCCUCCAACCAUUGAUAUCAGCAGUAUCUUUUCUUUGUUAAAAGUUUUAGAUGUGUCCAGUGGGAAUGUGGUGCAGAGUGGUAGUUUUCCCAAAACACAGAAACUGUGGAGGAAAGGGUCACAUGUUCACCGUGAUCACGAAAAAAGAUUGAAUGAAGAAUCGGAAAUCCUUAUGUUCUCAUCAAGCGGAAUGUCAGACACUUUAAGAGUUCACAUCAGGGUGCAGGAACGCCUGACCACCUGUGUGGUCUUUAAAGCGUAGUUCAGCCAAAAAUGACUGAAGUUAAACUGAAAAGUCAUUUUCCUUUUUUUUUCAGUUCACUAGGUUUUAGUUUAGCUUUUAUAAGUGCAAUUGUAUAUCAUCAAAAUCUGUUUCAGACAGCUGAGGGAAAUCUCAGCCUCCCUUUAUGUAUGUCUAUACAUGUACAGGUGGUACAGCAGCAGUAAAGUGA